AUGAGGCUAGAGCGAGGGCGGCGGGCUUCUCUGGCGAUCACCCUCAACUUUGUUGCGUUUGCUUUUGCAUUGUCUGCUGUGACCACUAGCUACUGGUGCGAGGGGACCCGGAAGGUGGCCAAACCCUUCUGCACUGGCCCCCCAAAAGCCAAGCAGUGGUUCUGCAUCCGAUUCAACAGCACCAACAUCAAUGACAGCCGCCUGGUGCAGUACAUCUUCGAGACCGGAGAGGAGAAGUUCCUCAUGAGGAAGUUCCACACAGGAAUAUUUUUCUCCUGUGAGCAGGCUGCCGACAUGAACGGAUUUGACUGCAGAGACUUCUCAGAGAUUGCACCAGAACAUGAAAGAGGAGUGCUGUGGUUGUGUAUCGUGGCCGAGAGUCUGUACCUCACGCUGCUCUUUGCUGGGGGGGCUCUGAUGACCCUAGAACAGUGCCCCUGCUUCAGCAUCAUGAACAAGCUGAAGCUCAGUGCCUUCGCUGCCCUAUGCACCGCCCUGUCAGGACUUUGUGGGAUGGUGGCCCACAUGAUGUUUACCACCAUUUUCCAGCUGGCGGUGGCGAUGGGGCCAGAAGACUGGAGGCCAAAGACCUGGGACUACAGCUGGUCUUAUGUUUUAGCAUGGGGCUCUUUCGGCACCUGCAUGGGCUCCGCAGUGACGGCCCUCAAUAGAUAUACAAAGACCAUCGUAGAGUUCAAAUACAAGCGGCGGAACAUCGAGAAGAGCCUGAUAAUAAAGCAGAAGAUGCUGGAGCAGCAGCUCCCUGAGCAGAUGUGGGACAUGUACCUGACCGCCGUGCCUGCUGACACCGAGGCACAGCUGGAACUGCCGGUCAACGGCCACAAACCCUCCACAGGAACUACGUACAUGGUGCAGAUGGACGAUGGAACAGAACACCAAGGAGAGGUUUACUGUUAAGAUGGAGUCCCUUCCCCUGUGCCCCAUUGGAACACUUUACAGCGCUGAUGUUCAAGAUUGAUUCUUGUUUCCAGGAUUUCAAUUUCUAAUACAGGAAUGUUUUGUUUUGUUGCCACACAUCAAAUACGGGUCCCGUGAGGCCAGAGCACAGAUUCUUUUUAUCCGGGAAUAAUGUAACAUGGUCGGCUUUGAUGCAACAUGCAUUUCAUCAAAUCUUUCCAUGCAAUUCUAUUUGUGGGAGGAAGAGAAGAGGGCUGCAAUUUCAUAGCCUUCACACUAAUCUGUAACAAGCUGCAGGAUGUGUAACCUGCUUCUGCUGCUGGGGCAUGGAUUAUUUAUGUUUUAACUUCAAAGAUAUUCUGCUUUUGGCCUUUUUUUAACUCAAGAUGCAUGGGAAUGUUGCUCAUGAGUUGUCCUCUGGGAUAAGACUUUGUCAAUUCAAAGUAUGGACAGAGGUUCUGAUAGGGAACAUAUUGCACUAUACAUCGUUGAUGGAUAAUUGGGUGGUUAACAUUUCUUGUGGGUCAAUUAAAAGUCAAACGACUACACAAACAUAAAACAAAUACAAAGAGAUGUAAAUAAUUUUUUUAAAAGACAAACAAAAAUACCUGAAACAAAUGCUAAGCGACAGCAGUAGCACCCAAAAUUACCGGAAAAACACAGAUGGCCAAAAAAAGCAAAACUACCAAAAAAUACACACAACCAAUCAUACAGAUAUGCAAAAAUAAAGCCGCAAAAACAUGCAAAACAACCACAAUGAGAAACAAAAUGACCACAAAGACACGCAUAUUACGAAAAAGACAUGCAAAACAGCAAGAAUACACACAACAUCUACAGAAGAUGCAGCAGCAGCUGUUUUGCACAAGAAGGCCUUUUAUCAUUGUCUCAUAUUCCAUACAUGUUAACUCCACUGAGCAGAGGGUUUUUAUGUCCACUGAAAGAAAAUCUGCUGUAUGCAGCGUGUGAGUGUUAUAAGCCUGGCUGUAAUUCAUGAUGCGGCUCACAUGGAGUGCAGAGGAUCAGACAAGGAUCGCUCAUUACGUAUUAAUGAUCUUUCCUAGGCAGCCAAAUGUACAUGCAAGGACAAAUGAAAAAAGGGUUUAUUGAUAUCAAAAGGCUUAUUAGUCACAUUUUUGAUGGUGCAUAUAUGAAUAAUUUGCCUGUGUGUUUUUUGUUUUUUUUUACAAUUUGUAUCCAUGCUUUAGAUCCGUUACUGUUCAAAAACUCUACUGUGUCCAAUUUUAAACAAAAAUGUGUUGCAUUUGCAUGCUGCUUAUUAAUGUAAUGCAGAUCUUUUAAUUUGACAUAAAUCUAUCAUUGACAUUUAAAUGGGAGGGAGCAUGAAGGAGUAAGACUGACAUCUAUUGGAAUAAAAGUAUAUGGUCUCUUGAGCAAACUUGCAAUAUGGAAGGUUUGUUUGUAUUUGACAGAAAUGCAUUUAUGUAUAAUUUGAUUAUAAAGUAUUGAAGAUGAAAAAAGUAAGGACCUAAAUUAUAAAAAUGCAUUCCUCAAAUAUAGCAGAUUAUUUAUUGUACUGAUUUACAUUUCUCCAUUGGUCUUGAUUUUCUUGCAU
Molecule: messenger RNA, 2491 nt
Organism: Eleginops maclovinus (Patagonian blennie)
Lineage: Eukaryota; Metazoa; Chordata; Actinopteri; Perciformes; Eleginopidae
Product: germ cell-specific gene 1-like protein
Exons: 5
Coding region: 1-918 (305 amino acids)
Cellular component (GO): plasma membrane
Source: RefSeq, a predicted model, not a curated record